AACCUCAUAUCGCACAACCACGCGGGGCAUCUUGUCCUCUGCGCGCAACAAGUGAAAGUGGAGCCCUUUUCGUGACGUGGCUCGACAAAGUCUCACACACACACACACAAAAAAGUGCAAGUGUUAGCAAACCUUCGAAAGUUUGAAAUGAGCCUCCGCAUUUGGACCUUUCCAACAUUUGGAUUUUCACGCGAGUUCACCUGCGAGCAGCCGCGAGUCGCUUGAAAGGAGCUCAACGGUCGGUCGUUUCGCCUUCGACUGUUCCAGAAGGUUUGCGCCAUUCGCGACUUUUGGCAGUUAUGGCGACGAACGAAGACCCUGCGGGGACGCCGCGAGACGGAGAGCCCGGCGGUCCGGUGAAGAGCUUCCAAGUCCCGGCCGCGCCCGGUCCGGCGCCCUUCGCGCGUGUCCCCAAGGCCCAAGUCCACCAAGCCUCCUCGCUCCAGACGUCGCCCCCCGCCAUCGUGGUGGUCACGGCCAAGGUGGCCGACCCCGGCGGACCCAAGCCGGUUCUGAGCCAGACCGCCGCCGCCGCCGCCGUCACCCCGACCUCGGCCCAGAGGAGGACGGUGGUGAUCACGGUGCCCAGGUCGGCCGGGCCACCUUUGCCCGUGGCCCCGCAGUUGCCCGCCAACAUCCACAUCCCACCAGGUAUGGUGCUGAUCCGCAGCGACGGCGGUCAGCUGAUGCUGAUGUCCCGGCAGGCUCUGGCGCAGGUCCAGCAGGGCGCGAGAUCCGGCGGCGGCCCGGCGGGCGCGAUUCCGUCCCCGCAGGUACGUGCGCCGCCGGGCCCGAGCCCACGUUCGUCGUCCGUCGGACGGCAGGCCGCCGCGGGUCAAAGCGGCGAGAAGGUGACGAUGCUCAGGAUGCCGACUUCUGCGACGUUCCGGCCGGCGGCGCUCCAGAACCCGGCCGUGGUCAAGGUGAUCGGCCCGGCCGCGGUUCCGACCCGCAUGACGACAGCCGAGCGCGGGGCCCCUUUCCGGCCGGUCGCCGUGGUGACCAAGAAAGAGCCCCCACCCGCGUUGAGUCAGGAAACGCUGGAGAGCGUCAAGAAGUGCAAGAACUUCCUGGUGACGCUGAUGAAGCUGGCGUCCAGCGACUCAAAGUCUGCCAACAUGGCCACCAACGUGCGCGACCUGGUCAGGAACCUGCUGGAAGGCAAGAUGGAAGCGGACGAGUUCACGGAGGCGCUCUAUCGGGAGCUCAAGUCCACACCGCAGCCCUGCUUGGUGCCCUUCCUCAAGAAAAGUCUCCCAGCAGUGCGUCGGCUCACCGCAGACCCGCAGGCCUUCAUCCAGCAGGCCUGCUGCUCCUCCUCCGUCGCAGUGAAGAACCCCAAUGGGGACCCGGCUUCAAGUCCAAAAACCCUCCAUCAGUCAAGCGGAGCGAGCGCGUUGCCCCAGUCCAGAACUUUGGCCUCCAAGAGCUUCGGAACCACGUCUUCCCCCGGAGUCGCCCCGGUCCAGUUGGGGAAACCCUUCGCAGGGGGGCUCUCCGUGAGGCCACCUUUAGCUCGAGAUCCUCCAUGCGCCACCAGACUUGCUCUCGGGAACUCUUCAGCCUCGUCGUACAAAGAAGACGACGACAUCAACGACGUGGCGUCCAUGGCGGGCGUCAACCUGCGCGAGGAGAACGCUCAGAUCCUGACCGGCGCCGUGGGCUCGGUGGUGCGGUCGUGCCAGGAUCAGCUCUUCCUGUCGGCCGGCCCCGCGCUGGGCCGCAUCCUGCGCGCGGGGCGCCCGCUGGGGGUGACGGAAGUGGGGCCCGAGGUGGUGGCGCUGGUUUCUCACGCCACUCAGGAGUGUCUCCGCGGCCUCCUGGAGAAGCUGACCGUGACGGCGGACCACCGCAAGGCGGCGCCCGAGGACGACCUCCGGCACGACGGGGUGAGCGACGUGCGCUCGCAGCUGCGUUUCCUGGAAGAGGUGGACGCCUUGAAGAAGAAGAGGAAGGACGAAGAGGAGAAGGACAGGCUGAUGCGCUUGGCCAGGGUCAGUCGGAUGCGUGAAGUCCGGCGCUCGUUCCCGUCUCGAACCGCCGUCCUCCUCUCACUCUCGCUUCUGACCCCGCUGCGCCGGCAGAGUCGCUCCCACCCGGACGAUCCGCUGCAGCAGCAACUGAGGCAGAGAGCCAAAGAGGUGACUUUGCACUCGCUUGUUCGUGCUCGGGGACGCUCGCUCGUCGGCCACGUUUUUGUCGUCGUCGUCCAGUUACAGCAAAUGGAAGAAGCGCAGCUGCAGCAGAGAGAAGCCAACCUCACCGCUCUGGCGGCCAUCGGCCCGAGGAAGAAGAAGGCGCCCAACCACACGGGAGGCCACGUGCGUGCGUUUGUCCCACCGCCCCCCAGGCAGCGCGUGAGUCGCGUCACGCUGCGAGAUUUGCUGCUGUGCAUGGAGCACAACCACUUCCUGCGCCGCUCGCUCACCUUCUACAAGGCCACGCUGUGACCGGACCAGCCCGCACGUGCAACUUUCGGCUGUCCCCCCCCCAAAACCCUCCAAUCGGCUUUUCUCAUGAACGGGAACGCAAAGGCCGCUCCGUUCGUCGACUGCAUUAUAGACCCCCAAAAACAAAGAGGCAAAUGUAAUGACUCAAUUUGAUGUUGUACUUUAUAAAAACAAGCACUAAUGGAAGAGGUGUGAGCAAGUUGGGCAUCACAGUUGAAUGCCGUUAUCCCUUCGUGGCGCUGCUCCACGCGUGGCCACUUGGUGGCAGUAUAACGUUUGUAGAGACAACGUGCAGCUGCCGUGAAUUACUGACGCUCAUCGUUGCCAUGAAAAAAAGUCCACCUGUGUGAUGUCACUGUAUUCAUCUUUUUUUCCCACAGCAUGAAAAAUUGGAGCAAGCUUCUAGUUUUGUUUGUCUACAUGCUUCUGCAUCGACUCUACUUUUGUUAGUCCAUCACUUUUUGUUAGCAUUAAGCUAGCGGCUUAGUUCCUAAGGCAAGUCUUUGUUUCACGUUUAGGUUUUGGGAGGAAUUUUUGCUUGUUGUGACUUGAGUUGACCUUGCUCCUUCCGUGUACGUCCCUUUGGAAAAGUUUUGCUGACAAGUCAAGGCGAAAAAAAAAAUCCUCCUGCUCAUAUCUCAAAGCUGGCAAGUCUCAAGGCACCGCUAUCAUAUCAGAUUGAGCUUUCGCAUUUUGUUGGUUAAAAUAUUAUUGUUGUGUUCAAAUUUGCGUUGAAGUCUUCUUGACCUUUUCCAAAGAGGAACCU
Molecule: messenger RNA, 3216 nt
Organism: Syngnathoides biaculeatus (alligator pipefish)
Lineage: Eukaryota; Metazoa; Chordata; Actinopteri; Syngnathiformes; Syngnathidae
Product: transcription initiation factor TFIID subunit 4-like
Exons: 12
Coding region: 300-2450 (716 amino acids)
Biological process (GO): DNA-templated transcription; transcription initiation at RNA polymerase II promoter
Cellular component (GO): transcription factor TFIID complex
Molecular function (GO): protein heterodimerization activity; DNA binding; RNA polymerase II general transcription initiation factor activity
Source: RefSeq, a predicted model, not a curated record